Messenger RNA from Ectocarpus sp. CCAP 1310/34, 346 nucleotides. NCBI's taxonomy places the organism in Eukaryota, Phaeophyceae, Ectocarpales, Ectocarpaceae. The record is from the annotation of a GenBank genome assembly.
AUGAUGGCUUUGGUUGGUUGUUCUUUUUCACUGUACGGCCGCAGACACAUUCUGACAGCACUUCAGACAGCAGCUUUGUGCCCCGCCAGCUGCUUGUUCCAUGCCUACCAUGGCGUUUUUGAACAGACAGCACUUCAGACAGCAGUAUGCUGUAGUCGGCAAUCUUCCGUUUUGGCACUGAGUGGGACAGGGAGGGGGUGAUGCUACUUACUGUAGUCGAACGGUGGGACGGACGUGCAGUUCAGUUUUUGGGCACGCAUACGGUGCUGCAGGGAUUUUUAGGUGUACCUCUUCGGGCUCUUGCAUACCUUUUUCUCGUCAGAUGUGUGCGUGUUCUUUAGAUCCU